This is a messenger RNA of Malaya genurostris, 2057 nucleotides long. RefSeq lists its product as uncharacterized. NCBI's taxonomy places the organism in Eukaryota, Metazoa, Arthropoda, Insecta, Diptera, Culicidae. The record is from RefSeq and is a predicted model, not a curated record. Gene Ontology annotation, cellular component: proton-transporting V-type ATPase complex. The coding region runs from base 147 to 1301 and encodes 384 amino acids. The transcript is spliced from 4 exons.
AAUAUCGACCCGUUACUGUCGUUGAGAAAAUUUUUCUCAUCACUAUCGUACGAUUUGCUGCUACCUUGCAAAAUUUAUUUUUAUUAAUAACCAACAUCGGCAUCUGGUGGAAUUAGUAGUGCUACAUAAGUAGUGAAACAACAGAAAUGUAUUGUGGAAUGAAGAUAGCGUUUCUUUUUGGAUUUUUACUGAGCAAUGUCUGUGCUCACUACAGUGGGCCUUUUUUGUUCUGGGGGCUUGAUGAUUUGAAAGGCGUCGAAGUUUCGGCACUGGAAGAGCUAGAUGAUAAAUUUCUACGCGACUUGUACUCGAAUGCUGCUGCUGUGGUCGUUUUUCUUCGAAAUGGCACAGCCAAACUGAACGAUGAUAACUUUCCUAGCUUCCGGAGGAUCAUCGAGAAACACCAAUAUGUUUACAGUCCACAGCAGGGACUGAACUCUAACCCGAUGGACUACAAUGUCAAUGCUGAGAUAAUAAAUCUGGUCGGAUCACCCGCACAACAGGAUGUAGAGCUUUCCGCACUGUACCGCGACUCGGUUGCCAAUUACGGAGACCACAAAGUGUUGGGUAUAUUGGCUAACAGAUGGGAUGAGCCGCACCGCGCGCUGUACAAACGUGAAGCCAAAUCGGAUGACUCGGUUACCAGCACGACGACACCGGCUGGGCCAACGGAUGAGCCUGAAAUUGACGAUGCUAUUUACAACGUACCCGGAAAGGCUCUGAUCUACAUUACCUCGGCUCCGAUUCUUACGAUCAACAGCACCGAAGAUGAGUACGUACUAAACAAACACACUGUGGCGACGUAUGACGCAAGGGAGCGGGAAAGCAAGUUGAUCGUUACGUUCAAGGUGGAGGACACGACCAAGCUAACACUAAAGUUUCGCUUCGAAGUGGAUUCCGGUUAUUGGACUAUGUCAAAAGUAGACGUCUUUUUGAUUGAUACCAAGAGCAAAGAUGGCAGCAAGAGCGUUGACACUACGCUGGAAAUCGACGGUGAUGCUCCGUAUGCUCCAUUGGGAUUUUCCUAUUCCUGCUCGAGGCAGCUCGUGUUCCGCAAUGGUUCGUCGGUACUCACAUUGGAGAACAUACAGGUUCAACCAGCGUUGGAGGGAGGUACCAAGUUCGGCAGCGCCUGGGACUGCAUUGGUUUUACCACCGGCCCGAUUUGGUCCGGUUUGUUUAUCACGACGUUCAUGGCGGUCGGCUUAUCGAUUGCCAUCUGCGCAAUACUGGAUAUUAAACCACCGAACCGGUUCGAGUCCCGCACAGGAAAGCAACUGACAUUCACCGUUCAAGAGUAAGCACGUCGGGAUAGCCUAAAACAAGCCUCGGUACGUAUGCCCCCGAGGCCUGGUGACACUAUCAGCACCGGAGCCGGGGUCUGAGAUUCGGUCACUAUCCAGACGAUAACUCUACCAUCCCCAGCUUUCGCCAUCAUUCAUUUCGCAUCUAUUGUGAACCGGUAGUCUAAUGAAGCAUGACCGGAAUAAACCGAAUAAACAGCAGUAUGUGGUAGUCAACCUUUAGUGCAUAAAACGAUCAGAGAAAAAAAAAACAAAUAAAAUUAGUCAUUAAGUCAAGAGUUGAUCAUCACUUGAACCUAAGGGGUCUACUAUGCGUUAAAUGAUUAAUAAAAAGAAAAAAGACAAACUGCACUUUCUUAUUAGGUUUUCCAAUCUGGAGAAAUGCAUGUCCAAACGACACAUAUUUAUAUAUGUAAGUUUCUGGCAUCAGUUGUAACGGCAGCAUUUUUAUCUCGAUGUUACACACCUCUAAUUACGGUAGCUCAUUUGCAAUCGUCGUUAUUCCGACGGGUGAAACUUUAACGAUACUAAAGUUCAUCGGUUUAUUACCACUUGAUAGUGUCUCGUUUUGUGUGCGAUUAAGCGUUAAGCCAUCUACGGAUAGUUCGGUUAAAAGAAAGAAAUAAUAAAUUAUGAUUCGACCCAACAUUUCUCGAACAAGUGAUUGAUUAGACAUUUGCAGCUUACCAUCAUGAACCGUGUGUUGUUUAGUUAAUGAAAUAAUAAAUUGUAAUUUGCGAAAACAGAAAAUAA